AUGAGCAAGAAAGAAGACGUCAGGAAGGCAUUUGAAGAGAUCCAAUCUGGCGAAUGGCCUCCCGUGCGCGGAAUAUUCCAUGCAGCAGGAGUGACUGAUGACAAGGCUCUCGCCGAGCAAGACAAGGCGUCGAUUGAGAAGGUUUAUGCUCCAAAGGUUGUGGGGGCCUGGAACUUGCACGAGGUGUGCGAGGAACUGGAUUUGAACAAGGACCUCGAAAUCUUCUUGAUGUUUUCGUCAGUCGCUGCGCUUUUGGGAAACUUUGGCCAGGCGAACUAUGCAGCAGCCAACUCUUGCCUUGAUGCGCUCACUUCGUGGCGCCGGUCUAUAGGAUUGUGUGGUCAGAGCAUCCAGUGGGGUCCGUGGGUGGAGCAGGGAAUGGCAGCUGGUCUGCGGCAGCAUCUUGACAAGGCUGGCAUGAUGGGAAUCAGCAAUGAGCUUGGAACAAGGAUCUUGCAGGACGUGCUCAAGAGUCCUGGACAAGCCAUCAUCUGUGCCCAGGCUCUGAUGUGGCGCAAGUUCCUCAGGCGCUACGCGUUUGACCCUCCACCUUUCUUCUCAGAUGUGUCUACUGUCACAGCCGUCACGUUCAAUAACACAAUUGACCUGAACUCCAUCAGUAAAGGUGCCCUAGUUGAAAUUCUCGUUGAUGUCGCGCAGGCUGUCUCCGGAUCGGCAGAAAAGCCGAAUGCUACAACACCGCUUAUUGACUUGGGGCUUGAUUCCCUAGGCGCAGUGGAGUUCCGCAACUCUGUUGCAGAAAAGACGGGCGUAAAGCUUCCCCAGAAUCUAAUGUUCGAAAACCCAAGUGUUGAGGACAUUGCCGAAUAUAUAUUGAACAGGGCGAAGUCACCAGAUGGUGCAUCUGGUACAAGAGGGACACUAGUUGAUACACUUCAAACCAGUAUCGACCAGUGGCUUAUGGCUGUGCUUGUCCCGGCAGAGCGUUAUGCUUUGUAUGUGGACUCACUUACUUCCGCAUACGGAUCUCUUAGUGACAUGGCUGCUGUCGAAGAUAUUGUUGGUGCCCUUGAGAAACUCGAGGUUACAGCUUCAGAGGACUUUGACCGUUUGAAUGUAGCGUGGCAAGAGCUCCGAGAUGCAUAUGCUAACCGUGCUGAAGCCGCAGCAGCUGUUAAACGGAAGCCCCGCUUGGCGGUUCGGGUGCCUCACCCAACGGAAGAUGUUGACUCUUUGAUAAGCCAGCUGACAUUCGAUGUUCAGGCUCUUGAGCCCCCCACAUCUCCGGAAAACUACACGACAGCGCUUUUGACUGGAGCCACUGGGUUCGUUGGCCGCAUACAAUUGUCAGUACUGCUGGAAGCAUCAGACAAACUGGAAGUUGUAUGCAUCGUCCGCGCCAAAGAUGCAAACCAUGCUCUUGACAGGAUUCGGCAAGCAUGCAAGGAGGCCAAGUGCUGGAAAGAGGAAUACUGCAGUCGCAUUUGCCCUCUAUCCGGCGAUUUUACUCUUCCAAACUUGGGUCUUGGAGAGGAAAAGUUUGAGGAGCUCUCGAAGAAAGUAGAUGUUGUUUAUCACACGGGAGGAGAUGUCAAUCUACUCAGCAACUAUGCCAGACUGCGUUCUUCAAACGUCCUCUGUAUCUCAGGAGUAAUCGACUUCUGCACAAAAAACAAGUUGAAGCCCUUGCACUUUGCAUCUACUCUUGGGCAGUUCCCAGCCUUCUUUUGUGAAUUCACUGGGGCAUACGAAAAUUACCGUAUUACAGAAGACAGCCGACCUACCGUAGAGGAAAUGGAUGCCUUCUACCCACCGUUGCGAAUGGGGUACCCCUGGUCAAAGUGGGCCGCUGAGUUAGUCUUGUGCAGUGCGCGGGAAAAAGGGCUUCCUGUGUUCCUGUACCGCUUGCCGAACACCUACGUUGCUUACUCGACGGGCUACACCAACCGAACAGACUAUGCCACUGCCUUGAUGAUUUCAACUAUUCAAGAGGGAAUUUUCCCAGUUGGCUGCGCUGCUGCUCCACUGACGCCAGUUGAUAUCAUAUGCGAAAUGCUGGUUGGAGUGUCAUUUUUGAAAAAGCCGAAGCACUUUGUCUAUCACCUUUUCGACCCCCGUGCCAUAACAAGGGAACAUCUAGAAGUCUGGAGUCAAGAGCUUGGCCUGGCGUACAAAGGUGCCAGCGUCGACGAGUUCCUUGCUGCAGUGAAGGCUCGUGGCCCUGAAUCCCCAGUCUUCAAAUUUGUGCCUCUCAUGCAGUUCAUGAGAAAGUACUGGUUUGAUUCGGAACAACGCACAGAUGACUUCCCUAUCGAAACUAAAAACAUAUUUGAUGAGUUACCGGACGCCAAGUGGCCAGAUCAAAGGGACGUAUUCAAAAAUUCACUGCUAUAUAGUGUACAGUCAGGCUUUUUCCCCAAAAAUUCCAAAGCGAUAAGGGUUGAUCCUGAAGCCUGUUUGGAAGACGCGAAGAAGUUGUCGGGCUUAGACACACUCGGCGAAGACCACGACUACUUCAUGAACCCGUUACGUAUCUUGAAAGACUCUCUUCUGCAGGAGUCCAAUCCAUCAUUUUGCGGCAAGCUGGCCAUGUUUCGCACUGUUCGCCAGCAACUGAUGAAUCUUAUGUACAUGGAAAAGAUGAGGCAUCAGCAUCCCGAAAUUGAGCAGCAGGAGAUUAAGGAGCCACUGAUAAUUGUUGGUCUGAAUCGGACAGGCACAACAUUCCUACAAAACAUUAUGGCAACUGACAUCUCGAACCGCUCAGCCCGUUACUGUGAGAUGAUUGCUCCCUAUGGCAACAAUGGUGAAUACUGCCAGAAGGGCCUCAGCAACGAUCCAGAAUCGUGGAAGCAUGACCCGCGGAUCAAGUUUGCUCAAGAGGUGCUCGAUAGCCAACUAGCUCUCUCCGAGGAAUGGAUUAGCAUUCAUGCACAAAGCGCAGAGCUUCCAGAAGAAGACUUCGUAAUCCUUGAGCACUGCGGCCGAUGCUACUCAAUAUGCACUGAGUUCAAUGUACCAUCUUACCGAAAAUGGCUGUAUGCAAAUGACUUCCAGGAGAUGAAAAAUGCCUACAAAUUCCACAAGCGUUUCCUGCAGCAUCUACAAUAUCAGCGGGUGGCAGAUCGGUGGCUUCUCAAGAUGCCAUUCCACCUCUUCACUCUUGAUGCGCUGUUUGAAACGUAUCCAGACGCGAGAAUCAUCUUCAUGCACAGGGACCCAAAAGACACUCUAGCUAGCUGGGCUAGCUUGGUAAGGUGUGCACAGCAGUCCCUCCUUGAUUCCGUCAACCCAGCCGAGCUAGGAAAACUCGAGCUUGAGGCAAUGUCUUCAAUGAUUAAUAGGGCACUGGAAUUCCGCUCCUCCAGGCCCGAUCUAGAAGAUCAGAUACUGGACGUGCAAUACAAAGAUUUGAUUGAGGAUCCGUUGGGCACUGUAUCGAAGAUCUAUAGCCAUUUCAACAUCCCACUGACUGAACAGGCACGUCUGCGCAUGGCUGAGUUUUACCAAGAAGAUAAGAAGACACGCAACAAACUAUCCAAGCACCAGUACACACUUCAAGAUGUAUCACUUACAAAGGCUAUGGUGGAGGAAGCUUUUGACCAAUACUAUAAAUCUGGAUUGUGCAAGUACCUGAAGAAAUAA
Eimeria necatrix is the source of this 3606-nucleotide messenger RNA. RefSeq names its product type I fatty acid synthase, putative. The record is from RefSeq and is a predicted model, not a curated record. Gene Ontology annotation, molecular function: fatty acid synthase activity; phosphopantetheine binding. The transcript has 6 exons. The coding region runs from base 1 to 3606 and encodes 1201 amino acids. Gene Ontology annotation, biological process: fatty acid biosynthetic process. Lineage: Eukaryota; Apicomplexa; Conoidasida; Eucoccidiorida; Eimeriidae.